This is a messenger RNA of Anolis carolinensis (green anole), 5518 nucleotides long. RefSeq names its product septin 9 (gene septin9). Lineage: Eukaryota; Metazoa; Chordata; Lepidosauria; Squamata; Anolidae. Gene Ontology annotation, biological process: cytoskeleton-dependent cytokinesis; intracellular protein localization. Gene Ontology annotation, molecular function: GTP binding; molecular adaptor activity; GTPase activity. Bases 633 to 2345 code for a protein of 570 amino acids. The record is from RefSeq and is a predicted model, not a curated record. Gene Ontology annotation, cellular component: septin complex; cell division site; microtubule cytoskeleton. The transcript is spliced from 11 exons.
CUGUGUACAAAUUGAUUUUUUUAAAAAGAGCUUGCACACCAGGCUGGCUGAAGGAAUAAGCAGCGUUCUGGAUCAACAUAAAUACUUUAGCAAAAAUCAGAGAGCAGGGGAAGAGGAAACAGAAGCAGGAUUAAGCACUGAGAAAUCUGGAGAGACUUUUUAACAGCUGGAUGAGUUGCCUGUGGUGUCCAAGAAGCCAAGUAGCUGAGCAUCUCCGGCGUAAGAUUAAAUGACAAGUCAAGGGAACAGCGUUGCCCUGGAAAUGCAAGUGCUAUGCCUUUAAGACCAUCUUGCGGGUGAAUUGCAUUUCUCAGUCACUCUGCACGUGGCAGAAUAGUCUCUCUCUCUCUUUUCUGGACGGGGAAAGAAAUCACGUUGAAUUUCUCUUUCUGGGUCAUGCCUUUGGCACCUUCUUUAUUCCUCUCUGUUUCAAUAAGACAAAGCUACUUCAGUUUGGAGCACAAACAUAUGAUCAGCCCAUGGAAAUAUGGUAAUCUGGAUGGAUUCAUGAUUGCAACUCUCUGAAGAAGUUAGACCAAAAGUAUUUUUCAAGAAGAAGAAGAUAAAACAACAGCAGUCAGAGAGAUUAAGCGCAAUUUGGAACACGCGGAUGCUAAACAAAUCUUGUAGUAAUGGAGAGGGACCGGAUUACAGCUCUGAAAAGAUCUUUUGAGGUUGAAGAGGUAGAUCAGCCACCAAAUUCUUCCACUCCUCAAAGACGGACACCCAAUACUCUUGUUCGAUCUACAGUAUCCAGCUCCACACAGAAAUUCCAAGAUCUUAGUGCCAGUCCUUCCAGACAUGUGGAUCCUUCUGCACAAAGAUCUCCCAUGUCCUCUCUGAAAAGAGUUGAUAUCUCUGGGCCAAAACAUCCUGAAACAGUGUCCAGAAGAACAGAGAUCUCCAUUGACAUCUCAUCUAAGCAAGUGGAGAAUUCCACAGCAGGAGCCGCAAGAUUUGGCAUGAAGAGGGCAGAUGUCUUGGGGCACAAGCCUCCAGAGACCGCUCCCAGAAGGACUGAGAUCAGUAUAGGCAAGCCUCAGGACCAAGCUCUCCGCAGAAUGGAGGUUCCCACAAAGAUCCCAGAGCCAACACAGCGUAGAGUUGAAGCCACUAGUCCACCUAUGCCUGAUGUUGCCACCAAACGUGUGGAAAUCCAGGUAACAAAAUCAUCAGAGGCCCCAGUACCACCUGCCAGGCAAAUUGAAAAUGCAGAGCAUUUCCCAACCAACCAGCACCUGCCACCAGAUCCAAGACUACAGCUAGGGGGAGUGGCAGAGGGUCUACCCAAAAGCCAAGAAGGUCCAGAGGCCAUUUCCAGCUACCCAAGCAGCAUGAUGGAUACCACUCGAGAUGCUAGCCUCAAGCAAGCUGCCCCAACACGGCCGGAGAAACCAGCUGCUGAAUUCUCCUAUGUUGGGAUUGAUGCCAUCCUUGAGCAGAUGCGGAGGAAAGCCAUGAAGCAAGGAUUUGAGUUCAACAUCAUGGUAGUUGGUCAGAGUGGCUUGGGAAAAUCCACACUAAUCAACACUCUCUUCAAAUCCAAAAUCAGCCGUAAAUCUGUACAGCCGAGUACUGAAGAGCGAAUCCCCAAAACAAUUGAAAUCAAAUCCAUCACACACGAUAUUGAGGAAAAGGGCGUGCGCAUGAAGCUCACUGUCAUUGACACCCCCGGAUUUGGAGACCACAUCAACAAUGAGAACUGUUGGCAACCCAUUAUGAAGUUCAUCAAUGACCAGUAUGAAAAGUACCUGCAGGAAGAGCUCAAUAUUGACCGGAAGAAGCGGAUACCAGACAGCAGAGUCCAUUGCUGUAUAUACUUCAUUCCUGCCACUGGCCACUCCCUUCGGCCACUGGACAUUGAAUUCAUGAGGCGCCUGAGCAAAGUAGUCAACAUUGUGCCUGUCAUCGCCAAAGCAGACACGUUAACACUGGAGGAAAGAGACUACUUCAAACAACGGAUCACAGCAGAUCUCCUUGCCAAUGGCAUUGAUGUGUAUCCACAAAAACAGUUUGAUGAAGAUUCUGAAGACCGACAAAUAAAUGAAAAAUUUAGAGAAAUGAUUCCAUUUGCUGUGGUGGGCAGUGACCAGGAAUAUCAGAUUAAUGGAAGACGAAUUCUGGGAAGGAAAACAAAGUGGGGAACAAUAGAAGUUGAAAACACGACGCAUUGUGAGUUUGCUUACUUGCGGGAUCUUCUGAUAAGGACACACAUGCAAAACAUCAAGGAUAUUACCAGCAGCAUCCACUUUGAAGCUUACCGAGUCAAACGUUUGAAUGAAAGCAAGAACAUGCUCUCCAAUGGUGUGGCUGACAAGGAGGAGUUGGUGGCCAAUGAAAUGUAACACUCCUUGCUCGAGCUUGGAUCCAUGUUUUUCUCUUCCUACCCUUCCCAUCUUUCUCUCUUCUUAACAACAAAACAGAAACCAUAUAGCCCUUUCGUUGCAUCAUCUCUCCUCUACUGAAACCUACCUUGUUGACCAAAUAAUCAAAUACUUUCCAUAGGAAAUGUAGCACUUUGCCCUUAACCUAUACUCAUUGGGACAAAGUGACCAUGUUGUCCAUUAGACUAUUAUAUGAGACCAAUAGGAAAGAGAAAAUGCUGAGGACAGUCUCAGGAGAAGCUUUCUUUAAUUUGGUGUCUAAUGUUAGUUGUGGAAAUGUUAGCUUAGAUUUUCCAUUGUAAUGAGCCAACCAUUGUUUUUUGGAACUCUGCAGACAAAACUGGUUAUCAUGGCCUCUGUUUUAGGCUGUUGAGGCUGAAAUAAUGAACUUGGUUAGAAAGUAGAAGGUUACCUUCUCCCCCUUUGGCAGAUUAGGAACUGAACUAUACUUUCAUGGGAUACUUGCCCUAGUAUGCCUGGUGAGGCUGCUUGAAAAGUCCAUCAUCCUUUCCAUGUGUUUUGCCAUGGUGUCAGGCUAGUUCAGCACAGGGCAUAGCUGCACUCAAGAGAAUGCCAUGCAUUCCUCACCCGUCCAUGCAGCAUCCCAUCUUUGCCUGCCUAAUUUCCCAUUGGAGUAAGGCAGAAUCAUAUCAACGCGAUCCUGGAAGGGCAAUAAGAGAUAAGACUACCCUCUUCAUUUAUCCAGGCCUGACAUGGCCCAUGAAGAUGACAGACAACAUGUGCCACAGUAACUUCUCCCUGCAAUCUGUGGAAGUGGGGGAGAUUGAGAAGUCUAGUUUGUUUCUGCCUUCUUCAUUUCAGUGGUCCAGGAUUAUGGGGUGGCCUCCACCAAACCACUUGAUCUAACUAUAGUGCCAAAGGUUUACUUUACAGUAGGCCCGGGGUAGGGAGGUGGUUGUUUUCUGUUUUUCAGUUUGUGCACUUACUCUCUGUCUUUGUGCAUCAAAACUCCAGCCAUUUCAGGUGAAGAAUUUUAUGACCCAAUAGGAUCUUAACAUGAGUAACAGAGGGAUGGAUGAUAAGUGUAUGGCACAAUUCCACUGAGUACUGUGUACCUCUUAUUUCUGCAUGUCUAAUUUCUGUGCUCUUUCUUUUUAAAAGCCAGCAAUAAUAGGGAGCUGCCUUUCUCAUUAGAAAAGAGGAGGAUGCCUAGUAUGGAAGAUGUAUGGCAACUUCUCAUAAGGCCAAGAUGCUGUUGCCCAAUGCAGACCUUCUUAAAGACUAUCCCCUUCUUUUCCUUUUCCUACAGGUCUGAAAUCCCCAAUUCUGUUGCCUUCUUAGAGCUGUGUAUGUUUGUUGUAUGUACACUUGAGCCAGACCUUUGUUCAGAUAUCAUACUGUAUGCUUGCUCAGAACAGCAAAGUCAAUGGAGAAAACAUUUGUAUUCUUUUUCAAAUCACCAUAUCCAUCUCCUUUCUAAGGCUCAUGAAGUAUGGAGUAUCUCUGUUUACAAUUGGUGUGUAACCCUUCUAACUGUGGCUAAAAAAACUGUGUGCAUACAUAGAUAUGCCAGUACAUGUUGUUUGGUUCUGUGUGAAAAGCCAUAUUCCAUAUGAAAAGCUGGAUUCGGGAUUUUGCACGCAUCCUGAAAUAGCACUUUGGGUCAGAGUUAUGGAUUUAAGAACAUGAGUUGACAUAGCACACUUGUAGAUGUGAUCUUAGUCCCUAUGCAUAUGUUGAGAGUACAUGAGAACUGUUUGGCUGUGCUAACUGGCUCUAAUAUUUACAAAUUGUAUGCUACCAUUUAAAAUGGGUUACUCCAAGGGUUCUUUUCCCAUGGAUAUUCUCCAGCCAGUCUUAAUGCAAUGGUAGGAAAACCGUAUUCUAAAUGAGAGGUGAUUUCUGUCCUUUCCUUCUGAAGAUGCCAUUUCUCCCGCCUCCCACACAACACUAGAGGAAUUUGCUGAACCUUGCCUUGCUUCAGUAGAACAGAAACCUUUGAUUGAGCAUGGGAUCUAAGCAGGAAGGCCCAUAAGGUCUUGUUUUCUCUGCUGUUAAGUCACCAGCUUCAGAAAACGGUUACUCUUCCAUGUCAUAAGCUCGUAGGUUCUCAGACCCUUUUUGAAAACAGGAAAGCUCUGACCAUGCUGCCCUCUUGUGGAUUCCUCAAAAACAAAACAUAAGGAAAAGGGGAAUGCUGGUUCCUGGCUUUUCACCAAAGGCAAAUCUUACAUUUCCACCUUCUUUAUAUAGGUACUAGUGUGGCCCUCUCUCAGUAGGCAAAUGAAGAUGUUCCGCACCUUUACCCUUGAGAAAAGGAUGCCUGCCAAAGGCCACUUCCUCUUGCAGGUGAGCAGAGCUUUGAAAAGUUACUUUUUUAAAGUACACAAUUCCCUGAAUCCCCAAUGAGCAUCAUACCACUGGCCAUGAUAUUGUGAAACAUGGUCCAAAAAAGUAACUUUUCCAAGCUCUGGCAUCCAUAACACAAGCAUGCAAAGUGAUUUCCACCUCAGAUUUCCUUUGAUUACAUUUGCUGCUUCCAUAAUUGCCCAUGAGAAAGGUGCUUUUCUUUCCUUAAUCCAAGCUGUCAGGGAUUUUUGGUUUUGUUUCCUUUCCCCAUGAUGAAUAUUUCUCCAAAUGCUUUUUUCUCAGAGGCUUUCAUACAUUGUUUGUUGCAAGUAAAUCUAAACUCCUUUUUAACUUCUGUGUUUUUUCUCCCAAACUAAAAAAUAAAAAAUAAAAUGGAGGAAUCUUUACUGAGCUGUGUUAAGCUGAGGAAAAUUAUUUUUUUUACUUGCUGACAUGCUAUAUUUUAGCAAAAUAAAAAUUGUGUAUUAACUAAAUAUAUAUAUAUUUCCAUUGUUUAAGACUAUGAAAUGGGUAACUGAAAUAGAGAAUGUCUUUUCCCCCUCUUAAGUGCAUUUCAGCAAAAAAAAAUGCAUUGUAUCAAUAUUUCAUCUGGAGAAAAUGAGGGGAAAAUGACUUUCUCUUUUUAUAUUGUACUUUGCAGGGAGAGGGAAGAGUUGUUACUGAAUAAACCAAAAAAAAAUCAUCCAAAACUAUAGGAAUGGCCUUUUUGAGGAUUGUAUGCAUUAUGGCAAAUUUAGUCCUGUUUUGUAUAAAUAAUAGUGUUUAAUAUGUAUUUCCCAAAAAUAAAUGUUUCAAAUGGAAAA